Messenger RNA from Bathycoccus prasinos, 456 nucleotides. RefSeq lists its product with no specific name. Gene Ontology annotation, molecular function: acyl carrier activity. Bases 1 to 456 code for a protein of 151 amino acids. NCBI's taxonomy places the organism in Eukaryota, Viridiplantae, Chlorophyta, Mamiellophyceae, Mamiellales, Bathycoccaceae. The record is from RefSeq and is a predicted model, not a curated record. Gene Ontology annotation, biological process: fatty acid biosynthetic process. The transcript is spliced from 2 exons.
AUGCGGCGUCGCAUUCGCGCGCAUAAAUACUUCUCGCGCGCGAGACUUCCAAAAGAGUCGCCACCAAGGCUCGCGCCGGGUUCUCCGUCAACGCCGCUGCGGUACGUUUUUCUUCCUCCAUCUCUUGUUUUGGAUAGAGUUCACAAAAGACUCCAAAGUGACUCCAUACUGACUUUCAUCAACGCGUUCUCUCUCCUUUCUUCUUCCUUUUAUAAACAGUCUGGCGACACUCUCGACAAGGUUAGAGGUAUCAUCUCCGAGCAGCUCGGCACCGACCUCGACGCCGUCGCCGCGGAUUCUAAGUUUGUCGACUUGGGCGCCGAUUCUUUGGACACCGUCGAAAUCAUGAUGGCGUUGGAAGAGCAAUUCGAAAUCACGCUCGACGAAGAAGGGGCCGAGAAGAUUGGCACAGUCCAAGAAGCCGCCGACAUGAUCCAAACGCAAAUCGACGCGUAA